This is a messenger RNA of Scomber japonicus (chub mackerel), 2565 nucleotides long. RefSeq names its product BCL2 like 13 (gene bcl2l13). Lineage: Eukaryota; Metazoa; Chordata; Actinopteri; Scombriformes; Scombridae. Bases 162 to 1817 code for a protein of 551 amino acids. The record is from RefSeq and is a predicted model, not a curated record. Gene Ontology annotation, cellular component: mitochondrion. The transcript is spliced from 7 exons. Gene Ontology annotation, biological process: regulation of apoptotic process; apoptotic process.
GUGGUCUGUCCUCUCCAGCUCCUGCUGCAGAGGACUGUGUCGCAUAUUUCCAUUCAACUUGUCGUCUGUCAACACCUGGUUGCCUUUGCACGAGGGCGGUUUGACGUCCAGCUUUGACUGUAAGAACGUAUGUGCCUGAGAGUCUACAACGCGUCUGUUUAAUGGCUACCUCGGGCUCCACCUCUUCUGCCUCCAUCACCGCCACUGUGCCUGAGGGUUUCCAUUAUGAAACCAAGUAUGUUGUGCUCAGCUACCUGGGAAUGCUGCCUGUUAGUGGAUCACAAAGACUACCUGCAGCUCAAGGAGAUUCCCAGAUUGAGAGAGAGAGGUCCAGGAUGAUAAAAGAGCAGGUAGAGGAAGAGCUGAGACGACUAGAAGAUGAAGUCGCUGCCUCCUUUUCCAGCACAGGCUUCGACCGCCACACAUCGCUGGUGUUCAGUCCGGCCAACCCAGAGACCUCAAUUGAAGACUGCCUCGCUGCACUGGGAGACCGGUUGGCUAGAGAACUUGACACACACCUGGUAGCAGCGGUACACAAACUCCUCACAGGGCCUCUGGACUACCAGAGAUUCAAAGACACAACACAGGAUCUGUCAACACACACACAGGGAGGUUGGAGCAAGGUUCUAGUGCCUUUGGUGCUGCUUCAGGCUUUACAAAGUGAGGGCCAGCCUAUGACAACUUUGCUGCAUCUGGGACUGCGCUUCCUAGAGGAGGCUGAGGCUGACUACAUCAUCCAGCAAGGGGGAUGGGGGGAAGUAUUUGGUCUUGAGUCAGAGGAAGAGCGAGGUGUGACCAUCGCUGAAGACAGCAACGACAUUUACAUCCUCUCAGGGGAGCAGCAUCCAGACCAGCUCAGCCCCCCCUCGUCGCUCCUCUGCACUGGAGACAACAGCAGCGGGCAGAGCUCCUGGCAGACAGAAAGCUUACCGGUGUCACUGGCCGGCCACGAGUCUUGGGCACAGGUCGGUAUGAUGGACCCCGAAGACGUCAAGAGCCUGGACAGCAACGAGGGCGUGGCUCUGGCUGAGGAACGCAGCGAGAACAACUCCUCAAACUCGGACAUUGUCCAUGUGGAGCGCGAGGAGGCCGAGCUACUCGAUGAAGGCGGUGAGGUCGGAGCGAUAGAGGAGAGCAUGAUGAGUGUUUUAGGCACAGAGAGCGAGCUGGCCGAGCUCAGGGAAGAAUUUAGGGACCAGACCUCAUCUGUUCCAGUGUCAUUGGAGGCAGACUCCACAGCCCCAGCCUCCCUGAUUUCAUUAGAAGAGGCAGUUGUAAUAGAGACGCCCGCAAGCUUGUCAGCAGAGCCUUCCCUCAUCUCAGAACCAGAGCUGCCUCCCCCAGUCCCAGAAGCUUCUGCCCCCCCUCCCUCUGAGCUAGAACCUGCAGCACCUUUACCUGUUCCUGCAGUAGAACCAGAGCCUGAGCCAGAACCAGUUGCUGCCACUGCCCCAGUGCCUGCUGAGGCGACGCCCUCGUCUCUACCCAAGGAGGCCCUGACCGCUAGUUCCACAGCACCAGCAGAGCCUGAAGCCACCUCAGAACCAGCUUCUGAACCAGAACAGACGCCCGUCUCAGUGCCUGCCCAGCCAGAAGAGCCCCAGCCCGAACCAGAGACUGUGGCAGAGCAAGAGGCCCCGCUGGCAGCACCCCUGGUCCCAGAGCCUGCAGAGGCUUCUGUACAGGCCCCAUCUGAGGAGCCCACAGCGCAGACAGAGCCAGAAUCAGAGCUCUCAGUGCUGCUUUAUGGAGGCGCUGCACUAGUGGCCCUCGCUGCUGUGAUGGCAUACGGCGUCAUAAGCUGCAGGAGGAAGUAGAAUAGAAAAGUAUCUUUCUCAGGGGAUUAGAAUGCAAAUUAAAAGAUAUUAAGGUAGAAAUAAAAUUAUUAGUGCACACUCUCCUUCACAAAUUGUGAAUUUAUCGUUUGAGGCUGCAUUUCCAAAAACAAAACAAAAAAUGCUUUUCAAGGUUUAAAAUCUGUGAAAAUUCUUCCCAGCAAUCCCAGAUCUCACCACACUCACCACCUCACCGCUGGAAUUCUUUGCUGUUUUCACUCCACCAUUUGCAAACACAGAAAGGGGAAAAUGUUGCACUCCACUGUACUUCUUAUUUGUGAUGUUUUUCUUUCUUUGCAUACCGCCCUUUUUAGAUUUGAAAGUGUGGAGUUUCAUCUCUCCUCUGCUUGUUUCGAUUUCUGUUGUCUUUUUUUUUUGUGUGUGUCGGGUUGGUUUAUGCCAUUUGAGUCAGCGUAUGUACUUGGAAAUUUCAAUUCUCUGUUUCUAUGCAGAAAAGUGGUAUCUAAUCACACUUUAUCCUCUAACUGUGAUGUGUUUUUCCAAUACUUCCUCUGGUACACAAACCAAAUAUAGAAAUUAAACUGAUAAUUUGAUUUUUAUACAGUUUGAAACUACUUCUGACAAAAUACACACAUUGGUUUCAUUGUGUACUCCAUCUUUCCACAUUGCACAUUGUAUUGUUACCAAUAUACAGAUGUGCUUCAUGUAUUAGUUAACCUUUACAUGUAUAAAGACAUUAAAGAUUUUCCCGAAAGUAUUUAAAUGUGUC